AUGUCUGAACUUCGCCGAAAGCUCGUCAUCGUCGGAGACGGUGCCUGUGGUAAGACCUGUCUCCUCAUCGUCUUUUCCAAGGGCACCUUCCCCGAGGUGUACGUCCCCACCGUCUUCGAGAACUACGUCGCCGACGUAGAGGUCGACGGCCGCCACGUCGAGCUCGCACUCUGGGAUACCGCCGGCCAGGAGGACUACGACCGUCUGCGUCCGCUCUCCUACCCGGACUCGCACGUCAUCCUCAUCUGCUUUGCCGUCGACUCGCCCGACUCGCUCGACAACGUGCAGGAAAAGUGGAUCUCCGAAGUGCUCCACUUCUGCCAGAACCUCCCCAUCAUCCUCGUCGGCUGCAAAAAGGACCUCCGACACGACCCCAAGAUCGUCGACGAACUCCGCAAGACCAGCCAGCGCCCCGUCUCGGCCGAAGAGGGCAUGGCCGUCGCACAGAAGAUCGGCGCCGUACGCUACCUCGAGUGCUCCGCCAAGACCGGAGAGGGCGUCCGCGAAGUCUUUGAACACGCAACCCGCGCAGCGCUCGUCCAAAGAAGCCGCGGCUCCAAGAGGAAAGGCUGCACCGUCCUCUAG
This is a messenger RNA of Moesziomyces aphidis, 585 nucleotides long. The record is from the annotation of a GenBank genome assembly. NCBI's taxonomy places the organism in Eukaryota, Fungi, Basidiomycota, Ustilaginomycetes, Ustilaginales, Ustilaginaceae.